AUGGAGCUAGGCUUCACCUGGUACUCCUGCACAUGGCAUGAGAGCUUCGGGACCCUGCCGACCGGCCUUGACGUCUGUCUGGGAUCGGGCAACCCGCAGCGCUGUGCGGAUGUGAUCUCAUGCAUACUCCGUCUCAGAGGAUCCGGAGAGGAGUUCACCCAGCGUGACAUGGAAGACCCUUCGGAUAACGACCAAGAACUCGAGGACCUCAAGGUUUAUGCAGAAGGCCAGAGGAAGGCAUACGACGCGAACGAGCAAAAUGACUCGUACGAGUCGGAAGCAGAGGCCCUCAGCGAGUCCGAAGCCGCAGCAGGAUACGAUUGCUCCAACAGGUUAAGGCAGCGAAUCGAUCAAUUCGUUAGAAAUAACGGUCCUACCGCUGCGAGUGAAGAAGACGCUCGGAAGAUUACUCUGAUGUUGCUGGAAGCCUUUGAGGAAGAACAUGAAGCCAGAAAUCAGAGCAAGCACAACUUGCUUAAAGGCGGGCCACCUGUCACUGUCACUCCUGUGUGGGAAUCUUUCAUGGUCAAAUUCUUGAGUGAUGAUAUCCAUGCAAUGUGCAACUUUGCCUACUCGAUGUAUAAACAAGAGAUGGAUGUGGAAAAGGCCAUGAAGUAUCUCAACAUGGUGCUCAGCAUGGAUCCUAACGAAAAGAGCAAAGAAUAUUACAUGUUAGAGGAGAAUGAGCGACCCACAAGGGAGGAACUCGUUGAAAGCGGGCUAGAAGUGGGUGAUUUGGAUGAAUUCUACAAGAACGUCACAGAAUAUUUGCAGAGCGAUGAGCUUAGAGAGGUUAUUGAGUCUUCGAAACUCAACAUGUCAUAUGAGGAAGUGAUCGCUUGCCUGAAUCUAACUCGGGACAAACUUCAUCAUGUUUUUGACGAAGAUGCUGAUGAGAUUUACAAGCCCGUUUCACAUCCGGCAGGUCCUGACGGCCGAACGAGUUAUUCUAGAGCAUUUUCAUACAUGGGAGAAAUCUACUUGGAUUAUUAUGAUCAAGCUCCGAAAGCAGAGUCUCUUUUUCAGAUCGCGUUGUCGUAUGAUCCCGCAAACGUACACGCUCUUUACAUGCUUGCCACGGCAAUUUGGAAGGCGGCAACCCUGAUUGGUGAGAAUGAAUCCAUGAUCAUGCCUGGUGGACAAAGCUGUGCAAGAGAUGUCUUCAUUGAGCGAGCUUCUCACCUGUUUCGAGAAGCUGCAAAGCUGGCACCGGACGACGUCGUGUUGCACUCACAUUUAGCAAGAUUUUUUAUCAAGGAGUAUGGUGAUGUUAAGCAAGCACAAGACCUGCUUGAGAUCUCUUUGAGCAUUGAUCCGAGUGAACCUGAUGUGUGCCAUGCAUGUGCGGUGCUGCUGCAUGAAGUCGCGAUUUUGCACGCUGAAGCAGGAAACGUGGAAGAGACUGCAAGUUGUGAGCAGGAAAUGGAAAAGGCCUGGAAAUACGCCCUUAGCUUGCAUCCUGCACAUCCCCAUGCAGUGCAUGAAUACGGAAAUUUCUUACAGAAAACGCUCAGAUUCAAUGAUGCUGAGACGAUUUUCAAGAAUGCGUUGAUGUUUCAUCCCAAUCGACCAAAGCUACUCUGGCAAUAUGCAUUUAUGUUGCAAUGCUUUCGUUCAGAUGAUACAUCAGCAUUGGAAUAUUACUAUCGAGCUCUUCAAAGCGACCCCCUCCAUCUUCCUUCAAUCAUAUCGGUCGCUCAGAUUCAUCAUUCAACAGGGAGCAACUUCGAGCUAGCCGAUAAAUAUUACGAAGAAGCCUUGAAGUUUGAUCCUUCGAAUGUGGAAGUGUUGUGUAAUCGAGGCCUGCUGCUGUUCGAGGCUUUCAACCAAGAAGAUGCUGCAAUAGACCAUUUCGAACAAGCUCUUCGCGUAAACCCGUCACAUGUUCCGACCUUGUGCAAUUUCGGGAUGCUGCUCAUGACAAGGCAAGACGAGGCUUCUAUACACCAAGCAGAAGCUCUGCUAUCGCUGGCUGUCCAAACCGCUCCUGAUCACUCUGAUUCAGUGCGGAAUUUAGCAAUUUUGCAGAACUUUAAUCUUUUAAAUCACUCGUUUCCUCUUUCAAUCUGCCAGGAAAAAGGGAGUGAUGAGGACAAGUUCGAAGAAUUGUUGAAAAUUCGGCCUGAGUUUCAAAUGGCAACAUCGUUGAGCACGUUUAUUGAGCUGCUCGUUGAUGUAGAUCCCUGGAGACUUGAAAGGCUCAUGAUCAACAAUGCGCAUGUCUAUGAGGUUCAGAUCAAAGCAGAUUCGAUUCUUGGCGACCUGAAUUCCUAUGUCACUUCGAAGAUUGAUUACAGUCAGAAGAUCCUGAGCAAAGAAGCAGAUUUGGAUAUGAAGCUAAAGCUGUUGACUUGCAUUGCAAGUUUGAAACAUAAUCUUGAUUCACACUUUAUGCCUUUGAGCGAAUCCAAAGUCAACUCGGAUUCGUCAGCAACAUUCAAAGAGAACCAAAUUUCUCCAUGGAAAGAUCUUCUGCAAGUGCUAGGGUCUUGGAGUCCAGAGCUGCAAAGCGAAUAUCGAGGUCGUAUAUCAGACGCCCUCUGUGCAUUAGGGCAGCUCUUCUUUGAGGAAGGACAUCCAGAAUCCCACCGUCUCUUCUUAAAGGCCAUUGAACUUGAUCCUCAGAACAACGUUGCUUACAACAACCUUGCUGUCAACCUCGAACACAAUUGUAGGAUUACCCCGCAAUCUGCUAAGAGCCUUACAAGCCCCUUCUACUCCAACUAUUCAAGAGACGCAUCCAUUCAUUGGAUCACGCAGACCAGCACAUGGAAAGAAUACUGGCCAAGCUGCGGCUGGAUUGUCAAAGAUUCAACCAUUGAGAUUCUACAGCAUUCAAUCCCUGCAGAGAAAUGGAUCGGGAGUAACAAUGUCCGUGAUAUCCCUGUGGAAGUGGACCAUGUGGAUAUAAAUUUCCUCGAAAACACCACGAGUCUCUUGAUUGAAAUAGGAAUAAUCCAGGAUGAGGAGAUCGAUGUUGUGAACGCGCUUCUACAAUCUUUAAGGCUUUCUCCCGACGAGGCUACAGUGCUGGCAAACUUGGGAGGAUUCCUGCAGGAUUGUAUUCUGGCGCAAUCGCUGUCCAAGCAGUUCAGCAACAUGAAGAGCCUCCAACGCAUGGUCAAAAUGCUUUAUGAAAGAGCCAUAGAGCUGCAACCGAAUCAUAUCGGAGCAAAUGUUAAUCAAGCGUCCUUCAUGAACAAUGUAGAGGGCAACAGGAACGAAGCGCUGGCCAUUUUGAAGAAAGUUACAAGACAAGCUCCGAUCUACAGCAUGGCACACUUUGCAGUCGCAGCUGUACAUCAGGAAACACCUUAUGAGCUGCGCGAAACGUUGAAUCAUUUAACGAUUGCCCGAUCGCUUGCUCCACAUGAUACAAACACCAUUGUCAACUUAGCUUCCUUCCUGCAAAGGCGAACAAACAACGGGAUGCCAGAAAUCCAGAAUCUGUUCACGAGAGCCCUUUCCAUCCGACCUGCAGACAGACUUGUCCUACAAAAUUUUGCCGUAUUCUUGCAAUCAAGGGAUGAAAAGCAGGCAGAGCACGUGCACAUGCAAGCUGUAGAGCUGUAUCCCAACAAUCCCAUCGUGCUCACAAACUAUGGGUUGUACCUGCAUGAGGUUCACGAGAACUUUGAAGGAGCUGAGCAUCUUUUCAAGAGAGCUCUCGCCAUCCAGCCAACGUACCCUUAUGCUCUUUGCAACCUUGGACAUCUGAUAGUUGACCUGAAGCAAGACUUCAAGGUUGAUCGCUCCGCGUCAUGCUCCUCGACUUUGACUAGAUAUCACAAGACUGGGGAGUCUUACUUUCAGCAAGCGCUCAAAAUGGAUCCAUCCAACAUCCCAACUCUUUACUGCUAUUCUCACAUGUUGUCCCAACUAGCUUCUCAAACUGGAUCCGAGACAUAUCAGAGACUGGCCGAGGAUUUACUCAUGAGGGCCGUUGAUGCUGAACCGACUGUCUACAUGUCUGAGGAGUAUCAGUUGCACCCGGACGAGUUGAUUCAGGGAUCGAAUGCCGGGUUUUCAGACCCUCUGGCUUCAGCGUUCAGGAUGGAAGUAUCAGCACACAAGGACGAUAAGCGUCGGAAAUUGGGACUCGACCCGAGCAAGCUCAAUCAGGAGGGGAACCUUGCGAGUCAGGCGGAGAGGAUGGCUGAUCCUUGCUUCGUUGACGAUGCCAUGGAGAAACAUCUUGCUGCCGAGAAGGUCGCCCAAGAACUUCUUGCGGAGGAGGAGGAGAAGAAGACGAGUAGUAAGGCUGGGAAGGGGAAGGAAAAGACGAAGAAGAAGAAGAAGCCCAGAUAG
Molecule: messenger RNA, 4308 nt
Organism: Guillardia theta CCMP2712
Lineage: Eukaryota; Cryptophyceae; Pyrenomonadales; Geminigeraceae
Exons: 22
Coding region: 1-4308 (1435 amino acids)
Biological process (GO): protein O-linked glycosylation via mannose
Cellular component (GO): endoplasmic reticulum membrane
Molecular function (GO): mannosyltransferase activity; protein binding
Source: RefSeq, a predicted model, not a curated record